This is a messenger RNA of Notechis scutatus (mainland tiger snake), 1257 nucleotides long. It is a transcript of the gene RBM18, whose product is annotated as RNA binding motif protein 18. The record is from RefSeq and is a predicted model, not a curated record. Lineage: Eukaryota; Metazoa; Chordata; Lepidosauria; Squamata; Elapidae. Gene Ontology annotation, molecular function: RNA binding.
UGCACUCUGCACAUGCCCAGAGGCGCGGGGUCUUCACCGCUAGCCCACUCGGGAGGCUCCGGAAGGGCGGCGAUCUUGAGGCCCGGAUGGCGAGCGCGGGCCGAGCCCCUCCGCAGAGCCUGCGCCUGGAGAACGCCUCGCUGCUGUCCGAGGGGGCCCUGCAGGACGGGCACCGCCUCUGGAUCGGGAACCUCGACCCCAAGAUCACCGAAUAUCACCUUCUCAAACUCCUGCAGAAAUUUGGCAAGGUGAAGCAGUUUGACUUCCUCUUCCAUAAGUCAGGAGUCCUGGAGGGGCAGCCCAGGGGCUACUGCUUUGUGAACUUCGAGACCAAACAGGAGGCAGAACAGGCCAUCCAUUGCCUCAACGGGAAGCUGGCGCUCUCCAAGAAGCUGGUUGUGCGGUGGGCUCACGCCCAGGUCAAGAGGUAUGACCAGAAUAAGAACGAGAAGACCCUUCCCAUCAGUCUGGAGCCAUCUUCCAGCACGGAGACCCACCAGUCCAACCUGAGCGUCAGUACAAAAAUCAAAGCCAUUGAAACGAAGCUGAAAAUGAUGUCGGAGAAUCCCGACGCCGAGUUCCCACCGGCGGCCCCCUACACGUACUUCAAGGCCCCCGAGAAAAAACGGACUGGCCCCUACUCCAGAGCUGCUUGGAAGUCCAAGAGGUGAUGAGCGCUCUCGACAGAUGGAAAGCCAGCUAGGAGGAACCGAGAUAGGCGCUGCCCUGUCCUGGGCCUCGUGUGGGACUGCUGCGAUUCCUCCUUUGCACACACGGAAGUCAACACUUCUGAGGGAAACGGCUGUAGCACCAUCCAUAAAUCUGUAUACAGCUUCUCCAACAAACUCAACUGGUUUAGUAGUAAAACCAGAUUUCCUCUCCUCUCCUCCCCCCCUAGCUAGAUCCAGCUCCAAGAUGUGUGUGUGUGUGUGUGUGUGUGUGUUUCAGUAUGUUUUCACCACUUCAGUAUUUGUUUUGACCUGAAGAUAACGAAGAGUUCUGAUGGCCUAUCCAGAAUAUUAUCUCUAUCCAGUAGUAAAACAUGCUUUGGGUUGCCUGAUCUCUCCAGCAAGAGAAAAACCAGAGUUUCUUGCAUCCUGAAACCCGGGAAAAAGCCAAAAGGGGGCAAUGAAAUUGGUAAUAGUUGUCUGUGAGUAACAGCUGCAUCGAACACAUCUGGGCAUCAUCGGUGUAUGCAUUUUUUUUUUUUUUUUUAAAGUGAACAUCACAGGAAUAAAACUUUUAGCCCACUUUUAA